ACGGGGAAGCGACUUGAGAGGAUUGACUUCAGGAAGGGCAAUGAUCCCGGGAUGCUUCAUCGACUUGGCGUUGGUGCCCAUGCCGGACUUGGCGGUGCUGUACGCGAUGCCCAAGGCGCUGAACGUGAUCGCGGCCACGACACCCAUGAUGCCGAAGAAGGUCGCGUUCGGCGGGCGCGUUCGGCAGCGCCAUGUUCUCCAUGUCCAGACCGGCGCUGGCUCUCCCCGCUGCUGCUGCUCGUCUCGCAUCAAGGGCUCCCAGCCCAUAGCGCGCAGUUAUACCACCUCGAGGAUUGCCGAGCGGCCCACAGCGAGGAGUACGUCGGCACGGGAGGCGUUGCGCCAAGGUCUGUCGAACCGGCAUUUGAAUUUUGGUUCCAUGGCGGCGCCUUUGACUUUGAAGAGGAUACAGACGGCUGAGGCGCAUGUGGCGCUGUUUGUCGAGAGGCCACGUACCAGGCAGAGCUGAGCAACGGCGUCAAAGACCUGUCAGGGUCGAACUUUGGAGACCCCGACUACAGGACGCAGAGGGCGUGGCCUCUCGUGUUUUCGAACACAUUUCGUGAUUUUUUACUCGCAUCU
Molecule: messenger RNA, 582 nt
Organism: Dermacentor silvarum
Lineage: Eukaryota; Metazoa; Arthropoda; Arachnida; Ixodida; Ixodidae
Exons: 2
Coding region: 41-469 (142 amino acids)
Source: RefSeq, a predicted model, not a curated record